Molecule: messenger RNA, 2327 nt
Organism: Macadamia integrifolia
Lineage: Eukaryota; Viridiplantae; Streptophyta; Magnoliopsida; Proteales; Proteaceae
Product: subtilisin-like protease SBT4.10
Exons: 10
Coding region: 51-2267 (738 amino acids)
Biological process (GO): proteolysis
Molecular function (GO): serine-type endopeptidase activity
Source: RefSeq, a predicted model, not a curated record
UUCCUUCUCUCUAAGUAUAUAAAUGAAAGUGAUUGAAGUGCACCCUUCCAAUGGCUACUAUGAGGUCUUAUUCAUUCCUAAUCACUUUUCUGUUUCUCUUCUCAAGCUUUCUCAAUGAUUUCUAUGCUGCUACAGCUGCAGAGAAGAAGGUUUAUAUGGUAUAUAUGGGUGAAUUAUCAAAGGCUGAGGAUGAGUUCAACACAGAGUCUGUCCAUUUGGGCAUCUUAGAUCAAGUUCUUGACUCAAGCUCAGCAAGAGAAUCUUUGGUUUACAGCUACAGAAAGAGUUUUAAUGGGUUUGCAGCUAAGCUCACAGAGAAAGAGCACAAGAAGCUCAGAGGCAUGGAAGGUGUGGUCUCUGUCUUUCCAAGUAAAACCCUGCAACUUGACACAACAAGGUCAUGGGAUUUCUUGGGUCUACCAACUACUGUAAAGAGAAUGCCUACUGUUGAGAGUGAUGUCAUUAUUGGAAUGAUUGAUACUGGAAUCUGGCCUGAAUCUGAGAGCUUCAGUGAUAAUGGGAUUAGACCUCCUCCAAGCAAAUGGAAGGGUAUUUGCCAAAACUUCACCUGUAACAACAAGAUUGUUGGAGCAAGGUUUUACAACGCCAGACAAAUAUAUAACGAAGAGGAAGAACAGUCUCCUCGGGAUUUUGAGGGGCAUGGAAGUCAUACUGCUUCUACAGUAGCAGGUUGUGAAGUUAAAAAUACAAGCCUUUAUGGUCUUGCUGAAGGGACAGUAAGAGGAGCUGUUCCCUCUGCAAGGAUUGCUGUAUACAAAGUCUGUUGGAGUUUUGGGUGUGCUGACCAUGAUAUCUUGGCUGCAUUUGAUGAUGCAAUUGAAGACGGUGUUGAUGUCCUAUCGGUUUCUCUUGGGUCUCCAUUCAUUACAAGUUUCGCAGAAGAUGUUGUUUCAAUAGGAUCAUUUCAUGCAAUGAAGAAAGGGAUCCUUACCUCUGCUUCUGCAGGAAACAGAGGACCAGCAAGUGCAACUAUUACAAAUUUUGCACCUUGGGUGUUAACUGUAGCAGCAAGCACCACUGAUCGUCGGAUCAUAAGCAAUGUCACAACAGGAAAUAAAAUUACUAUGAUGGGACAUGCUGUAAAUACUUUCCCAACCCAGGAAAAGUACCACCCCAUCAUAUCUGCAGUUAAAGCUGCAAGAAACCAUAGCACUGGAUCUGCAAGGAAUUGUCUUCCUAACAGUUUGGACAAAGAUUUAGUGAAAGGGAAGAUUGUCUACUGUGAUACAUACUCCAGUGGUGGAGGACCAUUCGUUGCUAAUGCUCUGGGAAUGGUGGUUCUAGACGAUGCUGGAUAUGAUGAUACAGCCUUUUCUUAUCCUCUACCAGCAGCGGCUCUUACCAUUGCUGAAGGCAGAGAAUUUGAGCAAUAUAUGAAGAGUACCAGGAAACCUGUGGCCAAGAUCUACAAAAGUCAAGCUAUUCAUGACCCUAAAGCUCCUUAUGUGGCUUCAUUUUCUUCAAGAGGAGGGGGAUCCAGCAGAUUUUCACCAAACAUACUCAAGCCAGACUUAAGUGCUCCAGGAGUAGACAUCUUAGCUGCAUGGUCUCCAAAAGGCGGAGUCUCAAAUUAUGAAGAUGACAAGCGCUCUGUAAUGUACAACAUUAUAUCUGGAACAUCCAUGUCUUGCCCCCAUGCAACCGGUGCUGCUGCCUAUGUCAAAACAUUUCAUCCAUCAUGGUCCCCUGCGGCAAUUAAAUCUGCUCUAAUGACAACAGCUUCUCCCAUGAAUAGUUCUUACAAUGAAGAGGCUGAAUUGGCUUAUGGUGCUGGUCAUAUUUAUCCAUUAAAGGCUAUAAAUCCUGGUCUUGUGUAUGAUCUCCAGAAGAGUGAGUACAUACAAUAUUUGUGCAGCAUGGGAUAUGAUCCAAAAGAGAUUAAAAUCAUCACCGGAGAAGAUAUCACUUGUGCUAAGGUUAAACAAUUUGAAUCUGGUCUUAACUACCCUUCCUUCGGUGCUGGAGUAGAUUCUGGAGCAUCCUUCGCACAUUAUUUCCCAAGGACAGUUACAAACGUUGGCAUACCUAAUUCCACAUACAAGGCGACCGUUGGCAAGCAACCACUACUAAACAUCACUGUUGAUCCUGAUGUUUUAUCUUUCAAGUCUUUGAAUGAGAAGCAGCAGUUCACUGUCAAUGUUAGUGGAGAAGCAAUUGAUCAAGAUGUUUUGGUUGUCUCUACUUGGCUAUUGUGGUCUGAUGGCAUACAUAAUGUAAGAAGUCCCAUUGUGUUUUGGGUAAAAUGAGACUAUCAGUUCAAAAAAUUCUCUUCUGAGAUAAUGCAUGAUUUGCAUAUUUAUUCAAAA